Messenger RNA from Medicago truncatula (barrel medic), 760 nucleotides. RefSeq names its product LOB domain-containing protein 33. NCBI's taxonomy places the organism in Eukaryota, Viridiplantae, Streptophyta, Magnoliopsida, Fabales, Fabaceae. Gene Ontology annotation, biological process: hormone-mediated signaling pathway; positive regulation of DNA-templated transcription. The record is from RefSeq and is a predicted model, not a curated record. Bases 55 to 633 code for a protein of 192 amino acids. Gene Ontology annotation, cellular component: nucleus. The transcript is spliced from 2 exons.
AGUCUUAAUUGUGUGCUAUACACAACUAGAAAGACUUUCAUAAAACUUUAGAAAAUGACAGGGUUUGGCUCAUCAUGUGGAGCAUGCAAGUUCCUAAGGAGAAAGUGUGCUAGUGAUUGUGUUUUUGCUCCAUACUUCUCCUAUGAACAAGCUUCAAGUCAUUUUUCAGCAGUGCAUAAGGUUUAUGGGGCUAGUAAUGUCUCUAGACUAUUGUCACAUCUUCCUAUUCAAAAUAGAAGUGAUGCUGCCAUCACUAUAUCUUAUGAAGCCUUGGCUCGUAUGCAAGAUCCUAUUUAUGGUUGUGUUGCUCAUAUCUAUGCAUUGCAACAUCAGGUUGCUAGCUUGCAAGAGGAGAUAGAUAUUCUUGGAAGUGUAAUGGCAAAUUCAAGUGUUAGUGUUGUGAAUUGUGGCAAUGUUCAAGCACCAAUGAACUCAAAUAAUGGAACACAAUAUUACCAUAAUCAAAGUUUUGAAUCAUACUUGGAUAUGGAGCUAAUUCCUAAUGCACACGGAUUUCCAGAGCCUUUAUACGGUGAUUCCAACUCAAAUCCAUUAGAGAAGUUCUUAUCAGGAAUUGAUCAAGAGGGUUUCUUGAACCACCCUUGGUUCAAGCAUAAUAAUGGAGACAUAUGAAGACCUUGGAAUAUUAAAUUAAUUAAGUUACUAGACUAUGGUGCUUAAUUAUCCUACUUUUAUAUAAUGUUUAUCCUACUUUGUGGUAAUUGCAUGCAAUUAAACUUUUGUGACGUAUGUUUUACAA